Messenger RNA from Astrephomene gubernaculifera, 2636 nucleotides. The record is from the annotation of a GenBank genome assembly. NCBI's taxonomy places the organism in Eukaryota, Viridiplantae, Chlorophyta, Chlorophyceae, Chlamydomonadales, Astrephomenaceae.
GUACACCAGCGUGCCGUGACUCCACAAAUAUCAUGUGCCUGUCCUGAUACCCGCUUCGAUGCGAUUACCGGCAUGCUAGCGAAACCUUGUUAAGCGCUUUGCCGAGUUGCUUUUUACACAGUCUGAUGCCGGUAACUGGUAUCGUCAAAAGCCCAAUCCCUCUGAUAUGUCAACCUUAAAACGCUAGGGUAGUCAUCAUAAAGACAUCGUGUUGCUUGGCUCUAGCUGACCGAAGGCUGCCGCAAAAGGAGUAGACAUCAUCGCAGCCUGCAGUCUAAACUCGGCAUCGCCGACAAACACGCUGUGUACAUAAGCAUGUCUGCAAACCUUAUGGAUAAGCUUAAAUCCAAGGACGCCGUCUUUUGGGGCUGUGUAGCCGCAGCGGCGACAGCGGCCGUCGGUAUCGCUUCAGUAUAUGCAAGGAGAAACUAUGAAAUCUAUGUCCCGAUUCAGUAUCAAUACCGUCCUGGGACUAUCAGCGGGUGGCUUGCAAACGCGCUUGCGAAGCAUUCCAAGAGCCGACGGAAGAUGCGCCCCGUGCGCGUGUAUCUGGACGGUUGCUUCGACAUGAUGCACUAUGGACACGCAAACGCGUUGCGGCAGGCCAAGGCGGUUGGCGACGAGCUGGUGGUUGGGUUGAUCAACGACGCGGAGAUCCUGCGCUGCAAGGGGCCGCCCGUCAUGAACGAGGAGGAGCGAGGAACGCUCGUGGAGGCGGUCAAGUGGGUCGACGAAAUCCUCCGUGGUGUGCCGUACGACCUGAACCCCGAGUUCGUACACGAGCUGUUUACAAAGCACCGGAUAGACUACAUCAUCCACGGGGACGACCCCUGCCUGCUGCCGGAUGGCACGGACGCCUACGCGCACGCUAAGAAGCUGGGUCGCUUUAAGAUGGUCAAGCGGACGGAGGGCGUCAGCACGACCGACAUUGUGGGCCGCAUGCUGACAUGCAGCCGAGUCAACACCCUGAUUCGCGAUGACGAGCCCCACCCGCUGGCCAAGUCGUUCAGCGUGGGCACCAGCUGCGAGGACUCGAGCUGCGAGGCGGACUGCAGCGAUGAGUCCACACGCACCACGCUGUCAAAGUUCCUGCCCACCAGCCGCCGCCUGGUGCAGUUCUCCAACGGGCGGGUGGCUCCAGAGGGCGCGCGCAUCGUCUACAUUGACGGAGCGUUCGACUGCUUCCACCCGGGCCAUGUGAAGAUCCUCAAGGCCGCCAAGGCGCAGGGCGACUUCCUGCUGGUGGGUCUGCACACGGACGAGGAGGUGGAGGCGCGGCGGGGGCCGCACCUGCCCAUCAUGAACCUGCACGAGCGCAGCCUCUCGGUGCUGUCGUGCAAGUACGUGGAUGAGGUGAUCAUCGGCAGCCCCUGCGUCAUGACGGAGGACCUGAUCAAGACCUUCAACAUCAGCGUCGUGGUGCGAGGCAGCGUCUCGGAAACCAGCGCACUGGAGCCGGUCAAGGAGGAGCGCUACGCUGUUCCCCGCGCUGCCGGAAUCUUCCGUGAGCUGCCCAGCCCCUCGGACGUGACGGCACGCAACAUCAUCCACCGCAUCGUGGACAAGCGCGCCGCGUUUGAGGAGCGCAACGCGCGGAAGGUCAAGGGCGAGGAGGCAUACUACACGGGCUCUAAGACCUAUGUGCAGGAGUUGUAAGGGGGUCAGUACGCGGGAGUAGCAACGCUGACGGCAGCAGGAAACAUUCGAGGUGCGGCGGCAACAGCGGCGGCAGCGGCGGUGAAAACAUAGUGAAGAGGAAAAGGGAGCAGGGUAACAUGGAGGUAAUACACAUGGCUUCAGAUGCGGUUGCUGGUCCAAAUGCUAGGGCGCGCCGGGGAGCCUUUUAGGAAGCCGGGGUAGGCGCAUGUGGACGUUUUGCAGGGUGGAGUAUACAGGAGAGCCUAACCGUGUGACAUGUAGGCUCAAUCAUGGGUUGCCUCAUGUGGGGUGGGGGGCGGGGGCGCUGAGGGGUGGUGCCGCAUGCGCUCCGCGGUUGCGUUACCGUCCAUGGACGCUUGUCCGUGCAGAGUGCUGGUGGUAUCAGGGGUGAGUGGGACGGGGUUGAACCCGAGCUUGGCAUAAAUCAUCGGCUCGCGGCCCGACGUUCCUAGUGGUUUUGCGCUGGCUGUGAUGACCAAGUUGUGUUGCGGCCGUUGGGCUUUGCUGGCGAAGGGCGUUUGACGGACAGGCCCUACAUAGGCAAGACCACAGGCAGCCCGCCUAUUAGUAAGGCACAUGUAUGUCCAGUUGCCCGCCUUGUGCGGACCUGAUAGGCUUGGUCCAUAGUUUGGGAACUCGGGUUGAGUGGGCAAUGGCGGAAGCAGGUGCUGGAGGAAGUCGUGGCUCGGGCGGUCCUGUCAAUUGCCAGAGCUUAGGGAUUGCAUAGCCGUGACUGCUUCCUGGCGGGAGUUUGGGCGUUGCAUCCUCGAGACGUUUACUGUGCUAUUGGCUUCUGCUCAGAUUGCAGUCGGGCUGGUGCGUCUGCUAGCUUUAUUAAGAUAGCCUUAGUCCCUGCAUGGAGGGAUGGGCAGGCUAUAAUACAACAGCACCGCUACUGAGCAGUGUAUUGACCUUUACAAAUACUGGUAUCACGCAUGCAUGAUGUUAUCCAAACCGUGCCUGGGAAACGAAUGUAC